CGUCGCUCGGCCGACGUUCACCUCGACUCCGCUUUCACCUGACCGAUUCCGGCGAUUCUUGCGCGAUCCCACAGUUGGUUAUCGCCGCCGUGGUUUCGCAUCUUGCUGCGAUAUCCUCGUCAAGCUCUAUCCUCGCAGAUUGUCGCCGAGAGACGCGAUUACACGCUCGUAUCUCGCGCACCAAGGCGCAGGAUACACGCAGGGUGAGGGAGAAGAUAGGCAGAAGAGAGAAGUGCGCGCGAGAUCGCUCGGCGAGAGAUCGCUCCGGCCAGCCGAAGCUGGAUCCAGGAAGCGGACCUUCGGUUUCUCCGUCACGCGUCAUCAUCCGCUGACUAUGACCGGCUGCAUCGCGAGGAUACCGUGGACAAGGAUCUAGCAGACAGCGACAGCGUUCGCGACAGAAUGGCGAAGAAUCAGCAUCAGAACGGCGUAAUACUCGGAGGUGGCACGGUGACUGGACCGGACGAUUUUUCAGACGGUGAAAGCACUCCGCUGACUGAGGACUAUGGCGGAAGUCAACGUACGAUCGUGGAGACGAAAGGAUGGGACGUGUUCCGGAACCCACCAUCGAAGAUCGACUCGGGUUCCAUGGCAAACCAGAAGUGCCUGGAGCGAAUGAUCCAGGUGACCAAGGUCUUCGUCUAUCUGCUUGUUUUCGUCAUAGUGUUGGGAAGCGGCGUGCUGGCCAAGGGAACAAUCCUCUUCAUGACAUCGCAACUCAGACACAGCAAAAAAGUCGAUUACUGCAACAAACAACUAGAUCGGAAUCUCGAAUACAAAGUAACGCUGCCCGAGGAGGAGAGAAUCGCGUGGAUAUGGUGCAUAAUAAUCGCGUUCGCAGUGCCGGAAUUCGGCACGAUGGUACGCAGCAUUCGCAUGUGCAUCUUCAAAUCGUGGAAGAAGCCGCAACCGGGACACUUCCUCGUGGUCUUUAUCAUGGAAACGUUUCACGUGAUAGGACUAUCUCUGAUGUUCCUGGCGGUGCUGCCGGAAGUGGACGUCGUCAAGGGUGCAAUGUUGACCAAUUGCGUGUGCUUUGUUCCUGGAUUGCUCGGCCUACUUUCCCGUAACAAAAGCAAAGGCGAGUCUAAGCGGUUUGUCCUCGUUCUCGUCGACAUCGCCGCUCUGGCCGCCCAAGUGACUAGCUUCUUUCUUUGGCCCUUGCUGGACAGUGCGAAACCAUCCUUAUGGCUAAUUCCUGUUGCAUUAAUCUUCAUAUCCUGCGGCUGGUGGGAAAAUUACGUCUCUACACAAAGUCGGAUCGCUCUAAUCAGAUCAUUGGGCCGAGUGAAAAAAGAGAUGAGACUGACACGAUACUUCACCUACAUGUUGAUGUCCAUCUGGAAGAUUGUGGCGUUCUUUAUCAGCACGAUACUGAUCCUACACAUCAAAGGUGAGAACGUCGGACAUCUCUUCACCAUGUUAAGCAGCGCCUUCGGCGAACACAAGAUCACGGUAACGUCCAACAAGUCGGUCACCAUCGGCACCUUGGCCGAUGUCCCUGGAAUUUUGACGGGCGACAUUACUGAGGUCUUCAACGCCGAGUCUAACACGCCCAUUUUUAUCCUUCUAUUGCAAAUCGCCAGCGCUUACUUCGCCUACGUCUUCGGCAAAUUUGCGUGCAAAAUUCUGAUCCAAGGCUUCAGCUACGCAUUCCCGGUAAAUCUCACCAUACCGGUAUUGAUUUCUUUGUUGAUCACUGCUUGCGGUCUUCGCGAUAGCGACCCAUGCUUGUUCCAUGGCACGAUCCCGGAUUACUUGUUCUUCGAUUCGCCGCCACCAAUAAAGUAUAUCGUCAAGGACUUUGUGUUAGAACAAUAUGGUUGGGUAUGGCUGCUCUGGCUUCUGUCGCAAACCUGGAUCACCCUACAUAUCUGGACUCCGAAAUGCGAGCGUCUCGCAGCCACCGAAAAGAUCUUCGUGGUGCCGAUGUACGACUCGCUGCUGAUAGAUCAGUCAAUGGGGCUGAACAGGAGAAGGGACGAUCAACCAGAAGUCAAAGUCGAGGAUCUGGCGGAGAUAGAGAAAGAGAAAGGUGACGGUGACUAUGAGACGAUCUACGAACAGACAGACGGCUCAACCACACCUCCAUCAGCUGUGAAGAACAGCGAUCACGUAACCAGGAUCUACGCUUGCGCUACUAUGUGGCACGAGAAUAAAGAAGAGAUGAUGGAGUUCCUUAAGAGUAUCCUGCGGCUAGACGAAGACCAGUGCGCGCGACGUGUUGCUCAAAAAUACCUCAAGGUCGUCGAUCCGGAUUAUUAUGAAUUCGAAACUCACAUAUUCUUUGAUGACGCAUUCGAGCUCGCCGACCACGACGAAAACGAGUCGCAGGUGAACAGAUUUGUGAAACUGCUGGUGGGCACGCUGGAUGAAGCCGCGUCAGAUGUGCAUCAGACGAGGAUGCAUGUGAGGGCGCCGAAAAAGUAUCCGACCCCUUACGGCGGACGAUUGGUCUGGACUCUACCCGGGAAAACGAAGAUGAUCGCUCAUCUGAAGGACAAGAGCAAAAUUCGGCACAGAAAACGAUGGAGUCAGGUAAUGUACAUGUAUUACCUGCUCGGACAUCGUUUAAUGGAGCUCCCGAUCAGCGUUGACCGCAAGGAAAUCAUCGCCGAGAACACGUACUUACUGACGCUCGACGGCGACAUCGACUUUCAGCCGGCAGCAGUGAAGCUUCUCGUGGACCUUAUGAAGAAGAACAAGAAUCUGGGCGCUGCCUGCGGUCGCAUCCAUCCGGUCGGUUCUGGGCCUAUGGUGUGGUAUCAGAUGUUCGAAUACGCGAUUGGUCACUGGCUGCAGAAAGCUACCGAGCACAUGAUCGGCUGCGUACUCUGUAGUCCUGGAUGCUUCUCGUUGUUCCGCGGUAAGGCUCUCAUGGACGACAAUGUGAUGAAGAAAUACACGACCAAGUCUGAUGAAGCGAGGCACUACGUACAGUACGAUCAAGGCGAGGACCGUUGGCUAUGCACGUUGUUGUUGCAACGAGGAUACAGAGUGGAAUAUUCAGCCGCAAGUGACGCUUACACUCACGCACCGGAAGGGUUCAACGAGUUCUACAACCAACGACGCCGCUGGGUGCCGUCCACCAUCGCUAAUAUCAUGGAUCUGCUAAUGGACGCGAAGCGCACGAUCAAAAUCAACGAUAACAUUUCACUGCUUUACAUCUCGUAUCAGAUUUUACUGAUGGGUGGUACGAUUCUGGGACCUGGCACGAUCUUCCUCAUGUUGGUGGGUGCCUUUGUGGCAGCCUUCAAAAUUGACAACUGGACCAGCUUCUAUUACAACAUUAUUCCUAUUUUGCUCUUCAUGAUCGUCUGUUUCACCUGCAAAGCGAACGUACAGCUUUUGUGCGCCCAGAUCCUCUCAACGGCGUACGCGAUGAUCAUGAUGGCAGUGAUCGUAGGCACAGCCUUGCAGCUCGGCGAGGACGGUAUAGGCUCGCCCUCGGCGAUCUUCCUCAUAUCUUUAUCAAGUUCAUUCUUCAUAGCAGCCUGUCUCCAUCCACAAGAAUUCUGGUGCAUCGUGCCUGGCAUUAUAUAUCUCUUGUCCAUUCCGUCUAUGUACUUGCUCCUCAUACUGUACUCCAUCAUCAACCUUAACGUCGUUUCUUGGGGUACUAGGGAAGUUCAAACGAAAAAGACAAAGAAGGAACUUGAGGAAGAGAAGCGACAGGCGGAGGAGGCAAAGCGCAAGGCCAAGCAGAAGUCUCUGCUAGGCUUUUUGCAAAACGGCGCGGGUACUAACGACGAUGAUCAAGGCUCCAUCGAGAUCUCUCUGGCCGGAUUGUUCAAGUGCUUGCUGUGCACACAUGGCAAGCCGUCCGCCGAGAAACAGCAACUCGUAGCGAUCGCAGAAUCAUUGGAGCAGCUCGGCAAGCGACUCGAGACCAUCGAGAGGGCGGUGGAUCCUCACGCUUCCGGUCGCAGACGCGCUUCUUCCGUUGGCUCGCGCACCGCCGAUCAUCUGGGUGCCAUCGGCGAGGAUCCCGCCGAGGACGAAGAGUGUCAAAGCGACACCGAUUCGGUGACCAGUCAGAACACCGAAGGCAAUCGCGACGGUAGUAACUUCCUCACGAAACCAUACUGGCUGAACGACGACGGUCUGAAGAAGGGUGAAGUGGACGUGCUGUCACUUCACGAGGAGCAGUUCUGGAAGGAUUUGUUGGAGAAGUAUCUCUAUCCGAUCGAUGAAGAUAAGACGGAGAAGGCACGAAUCGCCAAAGAUCUAAAGGACCUACGCGACCAGAGUGUCUUUGCAUUCUUUAUGAUGAACGCCCUCUUCGUCCUGAUCGUCUUUCUGCUGCAAUUGAACAAAGACUUGUUGCACAUCAAGUGGCCAUUCGGUAUCAAGACGAACCUCACGUUUGACCAUAGCACUAUGGAGGCCCGCAUCGCCGGCGAUCUGAUCGAGCUACGCAACAAGAGCGUGUUCGCGUUUCUAAUGUUCAAUGCCUUGUUCGUUCUGAUCGUAUUCUUGCUACAGUUGAACAAGGAUCAGCUGCACGUUGUCUGGCCGCUCGGCGUCAAGACCAACAUCACCUACGUCGAGGAAACCUCGGAGGUACACAUCACGAAAGAGUACUUACAACUCGAGCCAAUCGGUCUUGUGUUCGUCUUCUUCUUCGCGUUGAUAUUGGUCAUACAAUUCACUGCGAUGUUGUUCCAUCGUUUCGGCACGUUAGCUCAUAUCUUGGCCAGCACUAGCUUAGACUGCUGCAAAAAGUCGAAGGAUGUCUCCGAGGAAGCUCUAUUACCAAAACAUGCAGUUGAGAUAGUCAGGGAUCUGCAGAGGCUAGACGGAAUGGAAGGCGACUACGAGGAAGGUAGCGGCAGUGGGCCCGGUAGACGAAAAACGAUCAGGAAUUUGGAGAAGAGUCGCAGGAAAACGCAGGCAAUCAACACGCUGGACGUGGCCUUCAGACAGCGAUUUUUCAGCAUGCACGAAGGCACAGCUUUACCACGCAACAUGUCGACGCGUCGCACGUCGGAGGCGUUCAAGGCCUUCGAGGGCAGGCGCAACAGCAUAAUGGCACUGCGCCGAAAGUCGCAAAUGCAGACUCUGGGCGCGAACAACAUUUAUGGCGUAGCUGGUAAUCCUCUGGGCAUUCAGGGACGGCCGUCUCGCAGCAGUCAGAUAUCCGUGAAGGAUGUUUUCGAGGGGCACGCAGCGGCGGCGGCGGCGGCAGCAGUGGCAGGACACGUGAACAGCGGCUACGAGGGCGACGACAGCCCGGCCAACAGUCUGCGGCUACAGAAUCUCAGCGGCGGUCAAGUCACGUGGCGAGAGGCGAACUCCAAUGUGUGAUUAUCUCUCUUCCUCUCCCCUUUCACACCCCCGCACCGGAUAUCGAUGAAAGAACCGAUAAUUUCAUCGAAGUUAAAGAGAAUUUGUAUGUAGAUUGUCUUAAAAUCAUAUUUUUUAAAAAUGAGAGUUCUUAGACGAUACAUAAUUUCGAUUGUUUCGAGAGAUUUGGAACGAUUUGAAGCUCCUUGCCAGAUAAUCGAGAAAAUUCGUGCGAUUUUUACACCGUAUUGACGCUACAAUAAACUAAUUUGUACAAAUAUAGCCAAAUUCUCAGCGGAAAUCGCAGGAGUUUCCUCGAUUAUCUCAUAAUUGCAUAAUAAUUUAAUUAUAAUUGCAUAAUAAGAGGAACUCGAUGGUGUCCUCUUUCGUGUUCUCCGCACACUUUUUGUAUUUCCCCUAUUUUUAGUACACUUCAUUCAUUAGUUUUCUUCCUCACCAUUCUUAUCGCACUUUCGAUUAUUCGAGUUUCGUAAAAGAAUACAUUCUGCAUCGUAACGUUGAACUACGUACGGCAGGUCUGCUUGUUUUUUUCUUUUAACUGCACUUUUUCUUUCUUCUCUCUUUCGCACUCUUUUAAAUUUUCAAUAUAUAUUUGAAAGUAUAUACUUUUGUAUACAUAUAUUUUAUUUUAAUAAUUGCAGAAAGUAUAAUGCAGUUAAGAGAAACAGACCUGAUGUUCGUAUUAUAUUUUAUUUGUAUUAUUAUUUGUAUUACUGCCAGAUGAAUAGGCAGCGACGCGAUGGAUUACGCUUACUCGCUCCAUUUUUCUUAUACAUGUAUGUGAUAAGGCCGAGAUAUUUAUAGUGUAAAUUUGUUUGCGGCAUGAUAUGAUAUGUAUGAAUGCGUGUAUAUGUGAAUUACACGUGUAAAUUAAAGAAUUGUAUGUGCAUAUAAUAGUAAUAAUAAUAGUAAUAUUAAUAAUAAUACCAUACAUAAAUAUGUCGAAAAUUAUAAAUAAAUUUUAUUCAACCUUUGCAGCCUACCGACUAGAUUCAUUAUAAUAAAUAUAUUUAAAUUUUUUU
Messenger RNA from Ooceraea biroi (clonal raider ant), 6329 nucleotides. It is a transcript of the gene kkv, whose product is annotated as hyaluronan synthase-like protein kkv. The record is from RefSeq and is a predicted model, not a curated record. Gene Ontology annotation, cellular component: cell septum; cell periphery. Gene Ontology annotation, molecular function: chitin synthase activity. Lineage: Eukaryota; Metazoa; Arthropoda; Insecta; Hymenoptera; Formicidae. Gene Ontology annotation, biological process: chitin biosynthetic process.